ACCCCUAAAACCAUUUUUCUAUGCAUAUGCUGAACACUUGUGUUUGCGGAACUUUCCAAGACGAAUAUGAUGAACUAUGUCUUGCAAGCCCUGGUUCUAGCCCCAAAAAAUCCAAAACAAGGGAUAGUAAUAACCCUUACUCCACACGUGGCCUAGACAAGUUUUCUGCACUAUUGGCUGAUCUCGAUGAGAAAAGGAAGAAGAUUUAUUCACAGAUGAACCCUCAUGACAUCUCUUUUGUUCGUUUUGUGUCCUCAAACACAGAUGAUUUCGUCCCUAUUGUGGUCAAGGUGAAAAAUAGGGAUCAGAAACACAAGAGUGAAGAGCUCAGAGUGGUGAAGGCACGAAAUUUGACUCUUACCUCAAAGUCAUUGGACAUGUCUGCAACUGAAUCCACUGCCACUGUGGAAGAAAGAAAGCAACCCAAGUUGGAAUCUGAUCAUAAAAAGGUAACUAAGAAGAGCUUAACUUGGAAUAUGACUGAGUGGGAUAUGGUUAAACCAUCUUUCUAUUUGCCACUAGUCAUGAUAUUGAUUUUGAUGUUCUUGACUGUGUUUGGGAGAUCAGUUGCAAUUCUUUGCAUUUGUAUUUUAUGGUAUGUGAUUCCCACAUUAAGGGAUGGCUCAUCGAACCAAAGAAAGUCGAUGAAGAAGAAAGAUUAUGCUAGAGGGUUGAGUGAAAAGAAGGUGGUGACCAAUGAAGGGGUGAAGAAAAAAGAUUAUGUUAGAGGGUUAAGUGAAAAGAAGAUGGUGGUGACUGAAGGGGUAGUGAAGAAGAAAGAAUAUGUUAGAGGGUGGAGUGAAAAGAAGAUGGCCACUGAUGGAUUACUGUCUCCAAGAAGUGGAAAUUCCGAGGCUUCCAAGAACAAUAGUCCAGGAAAACAUGGCCACAAGAAAAGCUGGUGAAGAUUAUGUGCCUUUUUUUUUUUUUUUUUUUCUUUUUUGAUAGAUAUCAACAGUUGUCUAAAGUUCUAACAAACCCGACUAAUCGGAUUUCGGGUUUGACCAUAUCAACCCUCUCUAGAAAGAGUUGCAACUCCCAAGAAUCGAAUUCACUACCUUUAAACAGGUCAAAUCCUGGGAUGGAGGUGAGUCUUCACUUGUCUUGGGUGAUUAUGUGCUCUUUCAUUCCCUUAUUCUUGUUUCUUCUUCUUGGAUAUUUCCAUUUAUUGGUUAGGAAUAGAAUUUUGCUGGUGUGAAUACGUUUCAUGUUUUUGCUGGGUUGAAAAUUCAAUCCCU
This is a messenger RNA of Gastrolobium bilobum, 1238 nucleotides long. RefSeq lists its product as uncharacterized. The transcript has a single exon. NCBI's taxonomy places the organism in Eukaryota, Viridiplantae, Streptophyta, Magnoliopsida, Fabales, Fabaceae. The record is from RefSeq and is a predicted model, not a curated record. The coding region runs from base 21 to 905 and encodes 294 amino acids.